Messenger RNA from Armigeres subalbatus, 1349 nucleotides. It is a transcript of the gene St2, whose product is annotated as luciferin sulfotransferase. Gene Ontology annotation, biological process: sulfation. Bases 239 to 1219 code for a protein of 326 amino acids. Gene Ontology annotation, cellular component: cytoplasm. NCBI's taxonomy places the organism in Eukaryota, Metazoa, Arthropoda, Insecta, Diptera, Culicidae. The transcript has 2 exons. Gene Ontology annotation, molecular function: sulfotransferase activity. The record is from RefSeq and is a predicted model, not a curated record.
CUUUGGCAUAUGUUCGCACACCAUUUUCCUACCCAUCUAAACCCAAAGCCCAUUGAGUCGAGUGCUGGGGGGAGCUGUUGGUGCAACCGCCGAGCGUCGUCGUUAACAAUUCCAUUUCCCUGAAACAGUAUGGGGUGGAAAAUUGGCGCGCGAGUUUCAGUUCGCUUCGAGGGACAGUGAAGAGCGAAUGUAGUUGAAACCAAAAAUCUUAAUAAACUUCUUGGAAAUCAGCCUAAACAUGAACCUGGAAUACCGUCAAGUGAAUCAAAAUCUACAACAACACUUGGACAGAUUUUUCCGCACCGAUAAUGCACUGGUUGAGGUUUAUCCAGGCCGGGUGAUGAUGCCCAGGAAGUUCCAACAAAUUGGCGAAGACAUUAAAAACUUCGAAAUCCGAGAGGAUGACGUAUGGUUGAUGUCCUAUCCGAGGGCGGGCUCGACUUGGGCUCAGGAAAUGAUUUGGCUGCUGGGAAACAAUCUGGACUACGAGGGAGCCAAAAACAUCCAGCAAGUUCGGACACCUCUACUGGAACUCUCCGCCAUAUUUUCCGAAGAUCGCAGCGUUGAGGAUUUUGUUACGGAACACAAAAAGGUCAACUCAGUAACGUGCGUGGAAAACAUGCCCAGUCCACGGUUCGCCAAGUGCCAUCUACCUUGGCAGCUUUUGCCGAAUCAAAUGGACCAGGUGCGGCCCAGAAUGAUCUACAUCGCCCGAAAUCCUAAGGAUCUGUGCGUAUCCUACUACUACUACUGCCAGCUAAUUCACCAAACCGAUGGGAGCUUUGAGGACUUCUGCGAGAUCUUUCUGGCGGACAACGCACCCAUUGGACCGAUGUGGGCCCAUAUGCUCUCGUUCUGGAAACGACGCAAUCAGCCCAAUAUCCUGUUUCUCAAGUACGAAGACAUGAAGCGAAAACUCCCAACGGUGAUACGCCAAACCGCUGAGUUCAUGAACGUUGGUCGUUACUUCACGGACGACGAUGUUCAAAAAUUGUGCGAUCAUCUGCAGUUCGACAGGAUGCAGAAGAACCCAGCCGUCAACAUGGAACCGCUGAUGAAGAAUUCGGCCCAGAUCGAUGACAAAGCCGGUGUUAAGUUCAUCCGAAAGGGAGCGAUCGGGGACUGGAAGAAUCACAUGAGUGAGGAACUAUCGCGCCGGUUCGAUGCUUGGAUUAGCGAACACUUCGACGGAACGGGACUGGAGUUUGAAUAUGAAUAGCGAUGUGCGUGGUGUUAAUUUGAUAUUUUAUUGUUGUGCAUUUUAGCUCAUUAGUUGUAAGGUACUUAAUAUUGCACGGGUGCAUUGGUGUUGCUAAUAAAAAGGCAAAAGAAUCAGACCAGAUAAACAA